Molecule: messenger RNA, 4220 nt
Organism: Micropterus dolomieu (smallmouth bass)
Lineage: Eukaryota; Metazoa; Chordata; Actinopteri; Centrarchiformes; Centrarchidae
Gene: zyx
Product: zyxin
Exons: 10
Coding region: 186-2078 (630 amino acids)
Biological process (GO): transforming growth factor beta receptor signaling pathway; integrin-mediated signaling pathway
Source: RefSeq, a predicted model, not a curated record
ACGGGCUAUGCGGAAGCUCCAACAGGAAGUAACGUUACAGCUAAAAAGUUGUCCAGGCUAGCUAGCUGGUAAUGCAGCUGUAAGCGUGUACGUGCGUCAGAGUAAAGGGUAGCAAAAUUAUUAAACUUAAUGACAGUACAGUUAAAGGACGCCGUCUUCUUUGCCAUAUGAGAUAAACACACAAAAUGGAGGACUCCAGCAGCAGCAAGCCAUUCAUGGUGACAUCCUCUCUGAACUUCAAAGUCACCACCCCGUCCUUCUACAACCAGCCAAAGAAGUUUGCCUCUGUGGCACCACCACGGCCCAAAAGUCUGACACCUCCCUCAGGUCCUUCACCGACACCGAUAGGCACAGCUGUGAUUGGUCGAGUGGGAGAUCUGCCUCCGCUGCACAGUUCGCUCUGUGAUGACUUCCCACCCCCUCCUCCUCCUCCUCCUCCAAUGGAUGAUGAUUUGCCAGCCCCUCCCCCUGAUUGCCACACCACACCCAAUGCCUCUGACGCCCCCCCUCCCGCCUUCCCCGCUCCACCUCCAGUGGCAGAUGACCUGCCCCUCCCAGCUCCCCCUGAGGAGAGUGCCUGUCCGCCCACCUGCCCACCUCCUCCCCCUCCCCCUCCUCCCCCACCCCCUCCAUCGCUCCCUGCCUUCGGUGCCAGUAUGCCCAGUGCCGCUGGGAACCCACAGAGACUGAUGGAGAAGCAGACUAGCUUCGAUCAACAGCUAGACUCUCUAACUGACUUGCUGUCUGAGAUGGAAACCAGGGGACCUUUCAACCCCAAGCUACCAAGCCAAUAUUCUUCAGCACCAGCACCCAAACCUUCAGGUCCUCCCCCGACUGCUCCUAAACCGGCUCUUUCCUUCCUCCCACCCCCUGAGAUGGCCGACCGCCCGCCUCCAGCACCUUGGGCAGAAGAACUCAAAGCCAGAACGAAUCGACACGGCAAUCACAACCCCACCCCAAACUCUACUGCUCAGCCAUUAGCUAAGGCCCCGACUGUGGCUCCCAAGUCUGCUUUCGGAGGGAGAUCGGGAACGUCAUCAACCUCUCUGGCUCAAAAACUGAACCAGAACCUGAACCAAACCACCGCCCCAAUCAGUGUAGCACCAAAACCUCCCCCUCCCUCUGCCACCAGCUCUUUCCCUCCACCUCCCGCAGCUCCCCCCGCACCUCCUACCCCACCAAACAAUAAGGCAGCUGCCCCAGCCUCUCAUCACAUAAAGAGUUCUCCCUUUGCCAGUCAGGUGAAUGCAAACCAAAACCCUCCUGCUCCCGUGCCUCCUCCUCAACCCAAGACGAUGGCGCCUCACUCCUCCUUUAACCAACCAAUGAAAACUCCACCUGCAUCAACUCAGCCCUCACCCCCUGGCCCAGUUGCUAUCCCAGGUGGAGGUGUUCCUCUGAACAUGAGGGAAGUGGAGGAGCUGGAGAGAAUGACGAAGGACUUCAUUAAAAACAUGGACACACACGCACCUGUCAUCACCUCCCCUCCUACAGAGGUCUGUGGGAAGUGUGGCGAGGCUCUGUCCCGUACCCAGCCGGCAGUGAGGGCCAUGGACAAGCUCUUCCACUCCAACUGCUUCUGUUGCAUGAGCUGUCAUCGCCCCCUGCAGGGCAUGCAGUUCUAUGACAGGGAUGGCGCACCACAGUGUGAGGACUGCUACGUGAGUUCCCUGGCAGUGUGUUCCCGAUGUGGGGAGAAGAUCACGGACCGCGUGUUGAAGGCAGUGGGCCAGUGUUUCCACGCCCAUUGUUUCCGCUGCAGCACCUGCUCCUGCUCACUUGAGGGGGCACCUUUUAUCACUGAUGACAACAACAACCCCUACUGUGUCCAGGAUUACCACAGGCGUUUCUCCCCUCUGUGCGUGAGCUGUAAUGAACCCAUUAUUCCAGCCGCAGGCAGUGAGGAAACGGUCAGAGUGGUGGCUCUCGACAAGAACUUCCACCUUAAGUGUUACCGUUGUGAGGAUUGCGCUCGGCCUCUCUCCAUAGAAGCAGAUGAAAAUGGCUGCUAUCCAUUGGAUGGUAGGAUCCUGUGUAUGAAGUGCCAUACCAAGCGAGUCAGGCAAGCUGCGCAGUGAUUGGCUGAAGCAGCAUCACUCAAAUUAACUAUGAACCAAAUCCAAAAGCACAGGAUUCAUUCAGCUGCCGUUUUUGCCUUUGCAACAGGGCUUUCUUCAGUAUACGUGUGCAGGUUGUGAGCGUGAAUGUGCUGUGUGAGAAGGUAUGUUUGCAUGCAGAGUAGUAUUCGCCAGUCUUUGUUCGCUUUGCUUCAGUGCAGAAGUAAUGUACUGCAUUGAAAUAAACUCCCCAUUGUCUUUUAUUCCCAAUCUCCAACUCUCCAAUCUCAUUAUCAUCUAGCCAUCUUUGUGUACAAGAGCAUAUUUUUUUGUGCCAAUUCUGUUUACGCUAAAAUCUCCAGCAUAACUUGCACAAUAAGUUUGGUCAAAAGGGCAGUCUGAUGAAAAUUAAAGUUGCCUUUUUUUUGUCUUGCGACUACAUAUUGUUAGUAGCACCAUGUACUGAAAUAUUUCCAUCUUAACUUUCACUGGCUAGUCUCUUUCCCCAUGAACAUUGUAACUAUAGUGAGACAGAUUGUUACCAUAGGGUGAGGAGUAUCAGGGACCUCCUGUUUGACCACUCUGCAGAUUUCACCACUGUGGUUGGCUGUUGGUAGAGCAUAUCUUUAACAUUUUGGCAGUCGUUGUGCCUGCAAGCAUGGUUAAUGAUGCAUUCCUACCUAGAAAUAGCUUCGUAUCAGCCAAUCUACUCUGAUAGCAUUUUAAAGUUAUUGAGGUCUAAACGUUGACAGCAAAAAAAAGAUAAAAACAGUGAAUGUUGCUCUUAGUUUUUUGUGAUGUGAAUUUGAUCAUUUACAGGCAUGCAUUUAAUUAUGUCUUGUUGCUCUCUCUUAUUUAAUCACACAUAUGGUAUAAGGGCAAUAUUAGAACAAAAAACAGCCAUUUUCUUCUCAAAAACAGAGUUCAGAGCUGAUUUAACUGUAUUCUUUUCAUAUGCAUGCUUUUUGGAUGCACAAAUAAUGAACAAAAUGGACGAGCACAGAUUUGCCAAGCACAGAAUCUAGUCCUGGGAUCUCAUAAUUUAAAAAUCUGUAGUUAUAAAUGUCAGCUGCAUGGCUGAAAACAGGACCUAUUAUGUGAUUGUUGCACAAUUCCAUUGUGAAGUAAAACAUCCUUUUAGCAUCACAUUGACUCUAAAGCCAUCGCACAUGAUUAAUUAAGUUUAAGUAGACAAUUUAGAAAUACAAUAUGCAUUUUCUUGGAAUCUCUAAAAUAAUAUAAUUUAUGGACCGUUUUUAAAAAAAAAAAAAAAAAAAUCAAGUAUUAAGGUUAUGUGUGUACCAGUACUAAAAUAACCUGUCUUUACAGCUGGAUGAUAGAUCAGUCGAGGUGUUAGCUUUGAGCCUUAGGAAACAGAUGUUAAAACAUAGUGACCAAAUAAUUCAAAUGCUGUUGGCAAGAUUAAGGUUAAUAAAAUGGUUACAUGGGAUUCAGUGUUUUGACAUUCAUGUUUUUUUUUAUUAGUUUUUGUGUUUGAGCCCAGUUUUUUGCUCUUGAUCUAUUCUAUUGUUACAGUAAAUACCACUAUUCUUUCCAUUAUUUAUCUUUUGUACUUUAGUCUCUUCAUGUCAGUUACAUACUAUUUUACUCUAAUCUUACUGUACUGUAUUUCAUUGAUAAAUGCUUACAAUUAUUUGCCGCAAUUUUUAGCCCGGAGAUGUGCCUUCUCCAUUAUUGUAUUCUUCUGUUCCCUUUGAAUUGAGCCUGGUUUGCAGCCACAGAAAUCCAUACCACAUUAAGAAAACCGUUGUGCUUGCCUUGAGCCUAGUGUGCUAUAACACCAGAAUAACUAACCUGGCAGUAGUUAUUUAGCAUUGCAUGCUAGCUGUGUAGGUGGUCGUGGCAUUCCUUCUAGUAUUAUGUCUUUGUUUGCACCAACUACUCCACCUUUGUGGCCCUGCCUUUGUCAUCACAAAUGUGAUAUUAUACGUAUGAUGAUGCCUUCACGGUUGCAUUUAUCUGCCGUUUUGUUAUGUCCUAUUGUAUUACAUGCAAAUGCCUUGUCUUUUCGUAUAACUUUUUUUUUUUAUAAAUUCCUGUUUUAUAUGUGUGAAUGUGUAUAUGUUUAAAAACAAUAUUUAGCCCUGGCCCUCCUCCUUUGGCUGUAUCAAAAGAUAAACAAAUAAAAUUCUCAAUACCAAA